Neoarthrinium moseri is the source of this 306-nucleotide messenger RNA. RefSeq lists its product as uncharacterized. The transcript has 2 exons. The record is from RefSeq and is a predicted model, not a curated record. NCBI's taxonomy places the organism in Eukaryota, Fungi, Ascomycota, Sordariomycetes, Amphisphaeriales, Apiosporaceae. Bases 1 to 306 code for a protein of 101 amino acids.
AUGCCUCACCACAUCUCCACUUCAAGCAAACACUCCUCCUCCAAGAGCUCCAGCAAGAACUCUCACGGCAAGAGCCACAAGAGCUCCAGCUCGCACACGGCAUCCCCAAACAUCACAGAGCAGUGGAUGCAGCACCAGGCCGUCGAAGGCCCCUGGGAUGGAGUCAACGAGGUGGUAGGAGGCUGGUCUACUACCGGCGAAUAUGGCGAAUACGCGUAUGCCGGUUCCAUGGCGGCUACCCAGGGCUCGACCAAGCACAAAUCCCACAAGAGCAGUCACCACCACAAGUCGAGUGGGAAGAAAUAA